Serpula lacrymans var. lacrymans S7.9 is the source of this 2319-nucleotide messenger RNA. RefSeq lists its product as uncharacterized. Bases 214 to 2112 code for a protein of 632 amino acids. NCBI's taxonomy places the organism in Eukaryota, Fungi, Basidiomycota, Agaricomycetes, Boletales, Serpulaceae. The transcript is spliced from 10 exons. The record is from RefSeq and is a predicted model, not a curated record.
CUACAAGAAGCAAUCGACAUUAGAUUCGCGAAAGAAGGAGAAGUAACGAUCCUAAGAAAGGGUAAAGAAAAGAGUGCCCAAGACCAUGCAGCACAAAUAGCGAAGCUUAAGGCUGCCAGAGAGGAAACUGAAACCAAGCAUCAGCAGGCUCAACGAGAAUUGAAAGAAGAUAUCGAACGAUUGAAGACGCAGUUCACCUUCAAGCAACAUGAAAUGGAGACUGCAAUCCGGAAGCCUCCAUGGUCAGUACGUUCAAAGAAAAUCAUUUCGGAUCCAUACCCUGCUCCUGCUCCAGUGCCUUCGCAGAUAAAAGGAUGGAAUCCAAUGUCGACCAAUUCAGGCCCGUCAAGACUCCCUGCGGAUAACCAUCAUCCCCAUUUUGGUGAAACCUUGAAUCAAAGUCAGCGCGUUCGGAAGUCUAUGCCUUCUAGUGAUAGAAAUUUGCCUGCUGGCUUUCUUACCUCCCCGGCUCGCUCCUCCUCGCGUCACCUUUCUAAAGGCAAGGGUAGGGAACAUGCGGAACAAACUCACGCCAGUAAUUCAAAUAUGUAUUUCAGCAAUCCUAUUGAACGUCCGUCUCAGUCCUUUUCUGGAGGUCUUCCUCUGUCACCUCCCAGUAGUCCUUUUGCUGGUAAUAUAGAAAACAGCUCUCAGAAACAAGUUUCUACGUCCAUCAAUAAUGAAGUCGAUGACAAUGGUGUUGAUUUUGACAUGUUGGAUGGCACCCAAGCCGACGCCAAGGAUGCUGCUCCUGAGGAGGUCGAAGAAGCCGAGCUACUCAAUUGGAGCAUAUAUCUUCACCAAACCAUUCUAAGGCAUACUGCAUCUUCGUCAAAUUUGUCAACAUUUCACAUGUUGAUGCAAGCAAUGCCGCUACAAUCGCUGCCUCAUUCAUCUGUCGAAACGUAUUCUUCCGCAUCAGCUCGGAUUUUAGAUGUUCUUUCUAUUGCUUCAACGCGCGAUGAAUGGACUUACACCGUGCGGACGGUUUGCAUCUCAAUGUUACAAAUCGCUGGAUUACUUGUCGCUGUCAAUUCUAUUCCAGCACUGACUGCCCUGUUCAGUUUGUUGACCUGUUUGACGUGUACGAUACCAUCUUUCUCUCCUGUCUUGGUCUCGAUUCGAAAAGAUGAAAGUGAUGAAGACUCCCCUGCAGAGAUAGUUUCUAUCUUCUGCACCAUCGUUCAAAACUUCUUCACGCUUUUCAAGGAUACCAAGGCCGAGAUCGACCCUGAUGUAGCUUCCCUUGCUAGAGAAAACAUGGACUUGUUCGAGUCUUUGUGUUGGCAGCUCCCCUCUGAUUUAGAGAGUUGUCUCACCCUAAUCGUUCGUAGCCCUCAGGUUUUUACCAUCCUUUUGGAUGCAUCGCAGCCGCCUUGGCUACUCGAGCGUAGUGCUCGUCUUCUUGUUUGGCUAUCAGCUCGGAAAAGUCUUUUCAGAGUCUUAUUAUCAUUUCCUGAGCCAGAGAUACCGAACGGAAAUAUGGCAGACUUCACUAAGCUGCCGCAUAUAGAAGCACUCUGCUCACUCUUAGUCGAUACAAGUCGGGGAGGACCGGAAAUAACAUCGAUGAAAGAGUCAAUACUGACGUUCUUUUCCAUGUUAUCACAAUCCCAUCUUGACGCUCUAACUAUAUUAGUGGAAUCGAGGACUUUGGUGCCUUCGCUGGUGGCUUACUUGACGCAUUCAUCGACUCCUCUAUGGGAAGACGACGACCUGUUGAGGAGUUCACCAUCUCUAGCAUCUAGCACAUUACGGACGAUCAAUCAGACGCUCUUCCUCCUAUAUAUGCUUAUCUUCGGCCCCGAGGCAGCGUUCAAUUUGCGACACAAAUUACAGGUUACUCCGAGUCGUCAAUUCAACGGUAUCACCCACAUGUUUAUUGUGACGCUGGGAAGACUUAGUUACACAGACCCUCCGGAAUGGAUUGCGGCUAAAGACAAGGUAGAACUUGAACAUAUAGCGGAGAUGGCAAGGGAGCUGUUGGAUCUAGUUGUAGAAGGGCCUGAGGGUGAUAGCGUAUGGGCUACGUACCAGGAAGGGCCUGAGCAAGAAAGUGAAGCAGACGAUGACGAAGUUGAAGCACGACGUCUGGAUGCGAAUGAGAUUUAACUUCUGCGGACUAAGAGCUGGCAAAAGAGUGUAGAUAAACGAUGACUACCAGAGAUCAACUGAGUAGCGUUCGGUGUUACAAGAGUGGGAAUUAUCGCGGUACACUCCAAAUCAUCUGUCACUGGUCCCCCUACAGAAGGUCGAGUGCCCAAGGCUCGAUGUUCUACAUAUUACACAAUAAUGAUUAGAUGUAGAGGCUGUUUGACG